Molecule: messenger RNA, 2841 nt
Organism: Blastomyces dermatitidis ER-3
Lineage: Eukaryota; Fungi; Ascomycota; Eurotiomycetes; Onygenales; Ajellomycetaceae
Product: MFS transporter, variant
Exons: 4
Coding region: 1047-2342 (431 amino acids)
Biological process (GO): transmembrane transport
Molecular function (GO): transmembrane transporter activity
Source: RefSeq, a predicted model, not a curated record
ACAAACGCGCCAGUUGCUCUCUACUGAGGCUGGAUCGAAGCCUCCGAUUCCAUUUGGAGUUUUCUUGGCCUAGUUGGCAGUCCACCAACUGCCGGGGAUUCGAUAACAAUGAUUUUAAAAGAUAACAGCGACCCAUUGGUUGAGAGAAUCAGACUGUGUGAGUCCUUGAGGUAACAUUAUUCGGCCACGCUCAUAAUGGAGAGCUUUCUACGCUUUCAACGCUUUCAACGCUUUCAAGGCUUCGAACGAACUUGCAAAUGUUUGUAUCAGAGUUUUUCUCUAUCAUUUAUUAUGAUUUGGAGGGGAAUCCACGAACGCCUGUGGCGUGAUAGCACCUGGAAAUUAAUAUGAGUACGAGGACCAGGUUGGGAAACAGCUGAAACCUGACAUUACCGCUUGUCAGUAGCACUCCAAAUGUCACGGUGCCAGUCAGCCGCCACUUCAGCGCCCCUGUCGCCGGGACCUCGCCCAAACCGUCUGCCUCAAACCGACCCCUCCUGUGCGAGGCUUUUCGUUGGUCCAGAGCUGCUAAUAGAGUUAACAUCGUGCAGGUGCCUGUGCCUGGCGGGAGCCUUUCGCCCGCUAAAUUCCCACUAAAUGUCGAGGUUGAACCACAGAAUACAUGCACGGAGUACUACAUACGGCGUAUAAAACCUGGCAUUGGCAACUGCAGCCAUAUGGCUAACCAGAGCAUCGAGCCCAGACAGUCAGGGGGAUACCCACCCAGCGGCAGACCCCAGAUUUUCAAUGUGGGACGGGCACGUGGUGGCCAUCAUUCAUUCCUUUAUUAUCUCUCGAAAACCCCCCAUGUUCCUUCAUCCGCAGUUUCUGCACAGCAUAAUACAUAUCCAGCCCGCGAGGCAGCAUGAGAAAAUUUUCUUCAACCAUCACUAAUCGUGAGUUAGAGAUGGGCAGAACGCCCCUUGUUGAUCUAGGAUCGCCUGCCACACCGUGGUACAUUGCUCUCUUCACCAAUGCCUGGUUUCAGGUGCUGCUGAUAAGCUUCAUCUGCUUUUGCUGUCCUGGUGUACGUGGUUUUCUAUAGUAUGUACAAUGCCCUAUCUGGCUUAGGGGGUUCGGGCCAGGUAGACCCAACAGUUGCAGCCAAUGCGAAUGUAGCCUUGCUCGCGGCGAAUGCUGCCACUGCCCUGUUUGUUGUCGGGCCUAUAUUCUCGAUCAUCGGCCCACGCUCCUGUUGGUUGGUUGGCGGAUGGACGUACGCUCUUUACAGCGGGAGUUUGUUGGCCUUUAACUAUAUUGAAAAUGGCCCCUUUGUCAUCGUCGCGGGUGGCGUUCUCGGUGUAGGGGCCAGCUUCCUCUGGGUUGCCCAGGGUGCCAUAAUGACAACCUACGUCCCCGAAUCCCAGAAGGGCCGUGCAAUUGCCUUAUUCUGGAUUAUAUUUAAUAUGGGUGGUACAAUCGGCUCCCUAGCCAGUUUCGGGCUCAACUACAACAAUCCAGAAGGCACGGUAUCCAACAGCACAUAUAUCGCCACGAUGGCUGUCAUGGCAUUUGGCUGGGCGAUUGGCGUCUUUAUAUGCCCCCCUUCACGAGUUGAACUCUCCCAACUUCGCGAAGCCGAAUAUAUGAUUCGAGAUCGCUCACUGCCGGCUUUGGGAAAACUCAUCUUCAGCACCAUCUUCCGCGUCAAAAUCCUAUGCAGUCUUCCCCUAUUUUUCUGCGCGAAUGUCUUCUACUCAUAUCAGCAGAACGAUGUGAAUGGCAAAACGUUUAACAUUCGUUCUCGCUCUCUGAAUUCUGCUCUGUACUGGAUGGCACAGAUGUGUGGCGGUCUGCUGAUGGGUUUCCUGAUGGAUCUGAGAUUCAUGAACCGACGACAGCGCGCCUGGCUCGGUUGGGUCGUCCUUAUGCUAAGCGGCUUGGGCACCUGGGGUGGCGGUUAUGUAUUCCAGAGAUGGCAGGACGAGCGCACAGCAGUCGGUCUGGUGCAAGACAUCGACUUCACUAGUUCCGACAUUUCCAUUGGUCCGAUGUUUCUUUAUAUCUUCUAUGGCCUAUACGAUGCACUCUGGCAAGGAUAUUGCUACUGGCUUAUUGGCAGUAUGUCCAACUCUGCGGCUGUCACGGCUAUUUUGGUCGGAGCAUAUAAGUCUUUUCAAGCCACUGGUGGCGCAAUGGCAUGGAGGGUGAAUGCAUUGAAAACUCCCUCUAUGACGCAGCUGGCUAUGAACUGGGGGUUAUGCGUUGGGGCACUGAUUAUUGCCAUUCCAACCGUGUCCUCGGUAACCUUGACGAAUAUUGUGCGACCGGAGACAUCGCAGGAGGAUAAGAGGAGUAUGAAACUUGAGGAGUGGGAGGGUGACAUGAAGGGCCGCUCAUAGGGGAUUUCAGGAUUUAUCAUCAUAUAAACUUGAGUUGUCAAUUGUGUAUGUUUUUCUUUUCCUUUCCUUGUUGGGUCUAUGGUCAAGUUGUGGUAUGUACGAGACCUUCCCUUUUCACUGCCCACGUCCGCCCUUUCCUUCCACCUUUUUUUUUUUUUUUUUUUCGCUAUAAACAAUCCGUUUCUUCUCUUUUCUUUCUUCUCUUAUUUUUGCUCUCUUCUUCUUUCUUCUUUAUUUCUUUUAUUUCUUUUCUUUUAUUCUAUAUAGCUGUGUCCGGGCGCUCGAUAUCGUUUAGUGAACGCUGGAUUUUCCCCCAGAGAAUGCAUAGUCGCUAUUACCAAACCGGCCUUUUCUUAAUAUCUCACUGUUGCUUUUAUGACUUAGUUACCAGCUAGAGGCAAGGUAAACCAACCUUGAGCAAGCACCAGGUGAGUUCAGUUGUACUUGUACAUUCUACCCAAUCGCACCCGUGAUGCUCAAUUAUAUUGAAUGCUCCUGA